Molecule: messenger RNA, 1709 nt
Organism: Melanotaenia boesemani (Boeseman's rainbowfish)
Lineage: Eukaryota; Metazoa; Chordata; Actinopteri; Atheriniformes; Melanotaeniidae
Gene: ass1
Product: argininosuccinate synthase 1
Exons: 15
Coding region: 138-1376 (412 amino acids)
Biological process (GO): urea cycle; L-arginine biosynthetic process
Cellular component (GO): cytoplasm
Molecular function (GO): ATP binding; argininosuccinate synthase activity
Source: RefSeq, a predicted model, not a curated record
ACAUGAGUGUUGUACUUGACGCAACGCGACGUGAAGUGGAAUCAUUCAGACUGUGAACCGAACACAGUGCUACUCCUCAUUGACUUCCACUCGUCACCAACCGAACCAAGGCAGCUUAAUACGUCUUUUCAAUCAUCAUGUCUAAAGGAACAGUGGUUCUAGCCUACAGCGGUGGACUGGACACAUCCUGCAUACUGGUGUGGCUCAAGGAACAGGGCUACGAUGUCAUCACAUACUUGGCCAAUAUUGGACAAGAUGAAGAUUUUGAAGCAGCCCGAAAAAAAGCAGAAAGUCUCGGGGCUAAGAAGGUUUUUAUUGAGGAUCUGCGCAGAGAUUUUGUUGAGGACUUCAUCUGGCCUGCAGUUCAAGCGAAUGCAGUCUAUGAAGACCGGUAUCUACUGGGCACUGCAAUAGCAAGGCCCUGUAUUGCCCGCCGUCAGGUUGAGAUUGCCCGCAAGGAGGGAGCCCAGUUUGUCUCCCAUGGAGCUACUGGAAAGGGAAAUGACCAGAUUCGCUUUGAGCUUACAUGCUACGCCCUGUACCCCGAGGUCAAGAUCAUUGCACCAUGGAGAAUCCCUGAGUUUUAUAAUCGCUUCAGGGGGAGAACAGAUCUGAUGGAAUAUGCACAGAAACAUGGCAUACCAGUGCCCGUCACUCCUCGAGCACCCUGGAGCAUGGAUGCAAAUCUGAUGCACAUAAGCUAUGAGUCUGGCAUCCUGGAGAAUCCCAAGAGUCAUGCUCCUGCUGACCUCUACCUGAUGACCAAAAACCCAGAAGAUUCUCCCAAUGCCCCUGACUUGCUGGAGAUAGAGUUCAAAAACGGAGUGCCUGUCAAGGUGAUCAAUGAGAAGGAGGGAAAAUCCAAAGAUACCCCACUGGAAAUUUUCUCAUACCUUAAUGAGAUAGGAGGAAAGCACGGUGUGGGCCGGAUUGACAUUGUAGAAAACCGAUUCAUUGGCAUGAAGUCCCGAGGGAUAUAUGAAACUCCUGGGGGUACAGUUCUGCUGAAGGCCCAUUUAGACAUUGAGACUUUUACCAUGGACAAAGAGGUUCGCAGAAUCAAACAGGGACUUGGUAUCAAGUUCUCUGAACUUGUCUACAAUGGUUUCUGGUGUAGUCCAGAGUGUGAUUUUGUGCGACACUGCAUUGCCAAGUCUCAGGAGAAUGUGGAGGGCAAAGUACAGCUGUCUGUCUUCAAGGGUCAGGUCUACAUCCUGGGACGCGAGUCACCCAAGUCUCUGUACAAUGAGGAGCUGGUCAGCAUGGAUGUGCAGGGAGACUACGACCCAUGUGAUGCCUCUGGAUUCAUCAGGAUUAACGCUGUCAGGUUAAGGGAAUGUAACCGUUUGCAGGGAUUCUCCAGCACCAAGCAGUAAUCGUUGCAGUGAUGGGAAUCAGCUUCUUUUCUUCCUUUCUCUCCGCUGUGUCUUAAACUGUAGCAGGUUGAAACAUUGUACCUCUGUUGUCUACCCACUGCCUUACUGUUCUUACUGUUCAUUAGUUUUAGCAUAAGGACACAGCAAGCACACCAAGUUCAUAUUGUUAAACUCUUCUACAAGUGAUGACAUAAAAAGAUGAGACAGUAAAUAUAAAACUUGUCAUAUCAUAAUAGGAAAGUACUUUGAAUCAAGUCUGUAGAUGUUCUGAAAUAUAUUGUGUAUGAACACUUAUUAAAGACAUUUCUUAUGUCUCAUUCGUGGCUGCUAUUG